Messenger RNA from Dioscorea cayenensis subsp. rotundata (Guinea yam), 1586 nucleotides. RefSeq names its product scarecrow-like protein 15. NCBI's taxonomy places the organism in Eukaryota, Viridiplantae, Streptophyta, Magnoliopsida, Dioscoreales, Dioscoreaceae. Bases 1 to 1326 code for a protein of 441 amino acids. The transcript has 2 exons. Gene Ontology annotation, biological process: regulation of DNA-templated transcription. Gene Ontology annotation, molecular function: DNA-binding transcription factor activity; sequence-specific DNA binding. Gene Ontology annotation, cellular component: nucleus. The record is from RefSeq and is a predicted model, not a curated record.
AUGAAGUCCACUUCCGACUCCCCUUCUCCAAUUUCAUCCUUGGAACUCGACUUCCCCAGUCUGAAACCCCCCACUUCCCUCUCUCUCCCUCCUACUCCUUUCUUUUACGAACCCACUUCCGUUCUCGACCCCAACCUCACUUCCCACGAUUCCCAUCUCACUUCCUCUUGGGACUUCCCGGAACCCGAUUGGUCUUUCCUUUUACCAGACCCUCAAAAUCCCGAUUAUACCCUUCCUCCUCCUCCUCCUCUCUUCGAUCUCUCCCAUCUCGAUCUCCUUCUCUCCGCCGCCUCCCACGGCUCAAUCAUCUCUUCCCUUCCAUCUCCGGCCCUCCUCUCCACCGCUCCUCCCUCCUUUUCAAAGACUCUCUUUCCUCCCUCCUCUCCUCCCCUUCUCCCCCUCUCCCCUUCCCCCAUCGAUCUCGUCCGCCGCAUCUCCGCUCACAAAUCCCUCUCCGACCUCUCCCCCAUCCCCCAGUUCACCAGCUUCACCGCCAACCAAACCCUCCUCGAAUCCCUAGUCUCCACUUCCUCUUCAAUCCAUCUCAUCGACUUCGAUCUCUCUCUCGGCGGCCAAUGGUCCUCUUUCGCCCAGGAAAUCGCCGCCCGAUCUCGCUCCUCCCGCUCCCCUCCUCCUUCUCUCCGCCUCACCGCCAUCCUCUCCGACGACUCCCCGGACUCCUCCCUCGCCGCCGACAACCUCCGUGACUUCGCCCGCUCUCUUGGUCUCCGCUUCUCCAUCGAUCUCGUCCGCGUCGCCUCUCUCGGUACCUUCGCUCUCUCCAGCGUCCGUCUCUCCACCGCCGACUCCACCGGCGUCGUCCUCUCCCCGGCCAUCUUCCGCGCCAUCGGCCCCGAUCCCGCCUCCUCCGCCGACCUCCUCCGCUUCAUCCGCCGCACCUCCCCACGCUCCGUCGUCUUCGUCGACACCGAGCCCUGCUCCUCCUCCCCCUCCUCGCCGCCGAGUUUCAAGCGCGCGAUGGCGAGUGGGAUCGAGUUCUACUCAUCUGUUCUUGACUCGCUUGACUCGGCUGCACUCGCCACUGGACUCGGCGACGACCAUGUACGCCGCAUCGAACGGUUCCUGAUCCGUCCACGUGUCACCUCAUGGGUCCAGGCUUGCGGGGCCCACCCAACGCCGUGGCGGGAAACGCUCGCGUCCGCCGGGUUUUCUCCCGCGCCGUUCAGUGAGUUCACCGAGUCGCAAGCCGAGUGGCUCCUAAGGCGGGCCCCAGUUGAUGGCUUCCACGUGGCGAGGAGAGAUGGGGCAAUGGUGCUGAGCUGGAAGGGUAGGGACCUAGCUUCCACGUCAGCUUGGAGGUGCUGAUGACGUGUCCCUACAUGCCGCCCUGAUUUGUCGGUUUAUGGAUCGUUUAGUCCCUUUGUCGUAUUUUUCCUUUUUUUUUUUAUAAAAAAAGAAAAGAAAAAAAAUAGUUUUUAGUUUUUUUUUUAAAAUAAUAUUUUGAUGUUGUAUUUAGAGAGGCAGAGAGAGAGAGAGAGCGCCAAAUAAGUCACUCUCUCUAUGACUUGCAAUGUAACUUGUCUUUUUCCCUCUUUUUUUUUAUAUAAAAAAUUAAACUAAUUAAA